AUGUGGACGACACAACAACAUCAAUCUCCGACUUCACCUCUCACGAAUCAACAUCAUGAAUUUAUUAUUCCCACAAAUGAUAAUUUUGCUUCAAAUUUAAAUGAUGGUACAGCAAUGAUGAAUAAUGAUGGUGUUAUCGACACCACUGCGUAUCAUCACAACAUGAGAUCCAAUAGUAAUAACAAUAAUAAUACAAAUAGUAGACCAACACACCAUCAUUCUCUAUCAGGAGCAGCUAGACAUGUCUUUCUUCAUUCUCAUGACUAUUCGUUAUUUAGAAAAACGGAAAGACUUAUAUGGCAGUUAAAUCAUCUUCACGCAAAUGUGAAGCAACUCAUUCAAAAGAGCGAAAGUAGUGUGAAUACAUCCCAUGUACCUUCUCCUUCAUCCCCAUCUCUAAGUACCCGAAAUAUCCAAGUCAUUGCAUCAUCUGUAAAGCAUCAGAAGGAGCUGUCCAUUCGAAGGAACAGAUUUUUACGCAAUAACAUCCAUCUGUUGGAUAUUCAAUCAUCACAUUUUCAUCAUCAUUCUCAUCCUUCCUUUGACGAAUCAGUAGUUGGAUUUACAUCUAGUAUCAUUUCAUCAAUUAAUACACCUGAAUAUACCAACGAAAGGAUAAAUUCCAUCCAAAAUUCUCCUACAUCCAUGUCCGAAGAAUCUCUUAUCGGCCAAUAUCAUCAUGGAAUUGCUCAUCCAUUUACUGGAGAUUUGUCACUUCCAAGAAGUAUGAGCAUUGACCAAUUAAACCAAGCAACAAACAGUGGGAUAGUUAGAAGCAUCAGUAUUGAUCAAAUUCAUUACAAUGGUAGUAAUAAUCAAGGUGGAGUCGUAAUUUUACCCUCUCACAUUUAUGGUGACCAAAGUGGAAUGUUUUCUUCUUCACCUAAAGGGGUUCACACUCUACAUGAAUCAUUCAAUAGCAUUGAAAUUAGUUCAAUCGCAUCCAAUGACGAAUUAUUUGGCUCUGAGGAACAUAAUUCCUCAAUGGAGCUCCUACCAAGCACUCUAGUUCACACUAUUUAUUCCAAGUACGGACUCGUGCUAACAAUUGAUAUUAGUCCCUCAAUGCUUGCUAUGGAUCCAAAAACAGGAGAAGUACUGUUUGACAGAGUAUUUAUUUCCAUAUCCAACGUUAUUACACAUUUAAUUCAGCCAUUAACCAUACCUAAUUAUAACGGUGAGAUUAUUCCAGAGCUUCAUGUUACUUGUGUUGCAAUUGGUAUGGCAGGAAGACCAGUUUUUUCUCUAUUUCAAGAUUGCCACAUUACGACCUAUAACUUAAAUGAAAUGCUUGGAAAAAUUUAUCAGCAAUUAUGUGAUCUGGAGAAUUUAGCCUCUACCUCUCUAAAAAUUCCAAAACUAACGAUAAUUUGGCAAACAAUUUAA
Naegleria fowleri is the source of this 1386-nucleotide messenger RNA. RefSeq lists its product as uncharacterized. The coding region runs from base 1 to 1386 and encodes 461 amino acids. Gene Ontology annotation, cellular component: peroxisome. The transcript has a single exon. NCBI's taxonomy places the organism in Eukaryota, Heterolobosea, Eutetramitea, Acrasida, Naegleriidae. The record is from RefSeq and is a predicted model, not a curated record.